Messenger RNA from Acanthoscelides obtectus, 282 nucleotides. Lineage: Eukaryota; Metazoa; Arthropoda; Insecta; Coleoptera; Chrysomelidae. The record is from the annotation of a GenBank genome assembly.
UAUGAGCAAAACAUAUGAAGCCAAUGAAACUACUCACGAACUGUUCCUGACAUCUGGGAGACUCACAACAAAGAUUCAAAAUAAUUACAAUCCGAUUAUACACUAUGAAACCGUAAUCAAAUCGAAAGGGAAGCAAAACACUACUGUACACUACUCAAAUCACGGUGUUGAUAAGUUUAAAAAUUAAAAUAGAGGAAUAGAAACGUAUGCAGCAUAACUUUCUAGGUUGCAGUCAUAAUUCAAAUUUUGUAGUUUCGAGAGGAGUUUUGGAGCAGCUUCGAC